Molecule: messenger RNA, 3470 nt
Organism: Bactrocera tryoni
Lineage: Eukaryota; Metazoa; Arthropoda; Insecta; Diptera; Tephritidae
Product: larval cuticle protein 2-like
Exons: 2
Coding region: 2234-2602 (122 amino acids)
Cellular component (GO): chitin-based extracellular matrix
Molecular function (GO): structural constituent of chitin-based larval cuticle
Source: RefSeq, a predicted model, not a curated record
UCUUACCGCCCCCCUUGAUACCUGCAGCGCCCACAAGGGGGCGUUAUCGCCCACGUUGGGAAACACUGCUAUAUAGUAAGCACAGCUAUCGAAUUUGUUAACAUUUUUCUCGACCAAUCGACACGAGCCUAAUAUUGAAUGAUUGACAAAUUGUGUGGGAUCCAACGUGAGCAAAUGUUUUACAGUCAAAUGUUCGCGCAAUAUGGAAUGUAUGCUAAUUCCUCUAACAGCUGUCUCAAUCUUACGAUAAGCCACAUGACGAUGUUCCAGUAUCAGUUCGCGCACAGCAUCAGCAGUUUUCGAUUUUGGGCGACCUUUCCAAAAUUCGUCUUGGAGUGCUAUACAACCUCGAUUGAAUUCACCAUAACAUCGAUAAACACUGUGUUUGAUGAAGUUUCGUCGUCAAAAGUUUAGCUUAUUCUUUUAUGCACUGUUGCUGGGCCUCCACAUCGAAAGUUGUAAAAAGUAAUCACGUGAAAAUGUUCGCGAUUUAAUUCCAUUUUUUGGUCGAGGAGAACAUUUUAAGUUACUGUAAACAACACAAAUAGCGCUGGUAUGCCAAAACGUUCUGAGUUUGGAUAUCCUCAAAAAUGUCAAGCUUUACGAUAAAAUUAUGAGUUUCCGAAUUGCAACAACAGUGUUGCCAAAUCCUGAAAUAUAUAAAGGCAACCUGCGUACCAGGUUUAGUUUGAAAUAGCUUGAAGAAGUUCUUCUUGAUUCUGAUUGAGUAGGUGACGACCCUAAAUUGGAAGAGAUUUUAAAUAUAGGGCGCCAUGAAUACAAAUUCAUUAAAUGGAGUUGGGUUAAGUGGAUUUUAUGUUUUCCACGCAGCUUUUAAUAGCUCAUCACACGCAUUGUUUUCUCUCACGCUCUGCAGGAAUGAGACAAGAGUCUAUACUUUCUAAUUUCAGUUAUUACCGUAACACUAUUGAUUCAAAAUACACUAAAAAUUAAUCUCAAUUCGCUACCGAAAGGUCUAUCCUGGAGGCUAAACUAUCCGAUUGUGGUUCCAAAAACUCUCUGUUCACUAUGUAUAAAAUAUUUGAAUGCAUUAUGGGUGAGAGUGGCAGGAAAUAAAAAUGAUAUUAUAUUAUAUAAUAAGAUCUUGGUAAAUUGAGGCCCGGUCAGAUUUUCCUCGUUGUAAACCCUGAAAGCAAUGUUUCUAGAACUAUAAGCGACCUGAGCAUGAGGGUAUCUCAACUUUUCAUUAGAAACUUUUGUACAUGGUUCGAUCCCAAACAAGCCCAAGUGAGAAGAAAAUAUACGAGAAAGUGGUCCUAGAAUAUUGCCCUUAACUAUAACUGCUUACAAAUCGAGUAGUGCUCAAAAAUAUACUUAGUACAAAUCUAUCAUGUGCAGAAAUAUAGUACAUUUUUGAAAUAUUAUAUAUUGCCAUAUACUAAGUAUCAUCCAACAGACCAGGUAUAUGAGUAAAAUACUGUUUAGGACUAUAUUGUUUCCUUCUCUAUCAACUUUUCUAAAAUAGAAUAUGUGUGAGAUAAACCAGAGACAUUUUUAAAUAAAAAUUACAUAAGGCGGUAGAAAUUUAGGUCCGAUCAUCAAAUCCUUAGAACAAUCAGAAAGUUUUGAUAUAAGCUAUCGAGGCACACAAUAUCGAAAUGAUGGACAUAACCUCUUAUAAGUGCAAUUCAUAAUCUGUGGGUGUUAGAAUAUUGAAAAUGUUUAAAGAAUUUAAUUGAAGGACAGUCCGGACAAUGAACCAUAACUUUCCUUUUCUCUCCUUCCCUUCAUCUAGUGAUAAAUAACAUAACCUGAUUUGCAACAAAAAAACAUGUCUGGCUCUAUUGCUUAAGCGCAAUUAAACGGUUAUGCAUCUUGUCUUGAAUAGGCAAGCGAAUGUAAAAAGUCUAUUGGCGUUCUAUAAUGGAUUCAUCUUAUACAAUUCAUGCCUCAGUUCAUUUGACAAUUAUAACAAGUUUGGCUGGAUUUUGGAGGCCGUUGAAUUUGCAUUUGGCAAAGAUUUAGAAAGAAAUUUGGUAAAAUCAACGGGAAUUAGAAACAAUUGCAGUUUCUAUAAACACACACACAUACUCAAGCGCCGAAAUGCACAACCAGUGAACUUGUUCACAUAUUCCCGGUUUUAUGAUCGUCAAGACGGCAUCGAAUCUGGCAGCAAAUUGGAUUAUAAAAGCGCUACCAAAUUAAGCAAACAGUAUCAGAAGCAAUCAAGUCUUCCAUUAUCAUAGAUAUCACUGCCAACAAAUCGACAGAAAUGUUCAAAUACGUACUACUCGUCGCUUUCGUCGCUUACGCCUCGGCCGCUGCUGUCAGCAGCUCCGAUGAUGCUCAUGCCGAAGUCAGUGUACUGAAGUCCGAUGUCCGCGUCGAUGGUUUCGACACCGCCCUGGAGACCAGCAACAGCAUUCACGUCGUGCAACAUGGUGAUGAAAAGGGCAACAUCAACGGCGAAUACGGUUGGGUAUCACCCGAAGGCGAACACGUCAGUGUAAACUACGUUGCCGACGAGAGCGGUUACCACCCACAGAGCGAGCUCUUGCCCGUGGCUCCCCCAGUACCAGAGGCCAUCGUCAAGGCACUCGCAUACAUCGCAGCUCACCCCUCAAAGGAAAGCACGAACUAAGCGAAGCACUUGGAAUUAGAAUGGACAAAUGUGAUACGUAACGAUUUUGGAACGAUGCAAUUGAUUUUGAACUGGAACUGGAACUUAUGGUUCUUAUGAUUUGCUUGGCUAUAUGAAUAGUGAAAUCGUGGUUUCGACGCCACUCUUGAGCUUGAUCGAACUUUUCCACUUACAUAUUGCCGAAUUUUUCAUUUUAUAUUUUAAAUUUUUUAUUUUGUAAAUAUGUGUGUGUUAAAUGCAAAUAAAAUACUCCAGCAAACUGGUAAGCCAAGCUUUUACUCUUUAUGACACAGCCUUAACUGGAACGGAUAACACAUUAUCGGUUUUUUUACCAGUUAGUAUUGCAGUUAUAAUUGGCAGCAAGCAAAAUGAACGCCAUUGAUGAAAUUACGAAUAUAAAACUAUAUAGUAUUCUUAAUCUAACCGUAAAUAAAUGUGUAGAAGUUGUGUUCAAUGACGUCUAGUACAGCAAUUGCUGGUGAUUCUGCUAGUAAAUAGCCAGAGCUAGAUUGCUCUGUUUACUUAAUUAAGCAGCAAUCAAUUUAAUAAUUAACUAUAAUUAAAGUUUCGAAAUGCGGUUGUUUAUAAACAUAGCAAUCAGAUCUGACACCAUCAAGGGCUGGCAGUGCGGCUAAUCGCUUUUAGCUUGCAACAGGGUUUCUAGUUGUCAAUAACAGUAAUCGCCUACCAACUAGUAAUUUAGCGUGUGUGAGUGACAGGUUUCUUUUUGUUACAUAUAUACAUAUAAGUACAUCAUAUAAUCUUUAGUCAUAUCACAAAUGAAAAUAUGGACUUUCUCAAAGCAUUAGCUGUCAUAUUAUCAGGGCUUCACUGUAUUAAGUCGGCAUUUAGCCGGUUUAUCACUCCG